Cantharellus anzutake is the source of this 895-nucleotide messenger RNA. RefSeq lists its product as uncharacterized. Lineage: Eukaryota; Fungi; Basidiomycota; Agaricomycetes; Cantharellales; Hydnaceae. The transcript has 3 exons. Bases 107 to 610 code for a protein of 167 amino acids. The record is from RefSeq and is a predicted model, not a curated record.
AACGGCCGCGUUGACGCACCCUGAAUGUUCCUAGUAUACGAAUGUAAGAACUGGACGGUGAUUCACCUAUUGCAGAAAAGGUCUUUCUGCGAGCGAGAAAAGGAGAAUGCGGCAAGCCCCGAUAGACAAGAGAUCGAUAAAUAGGGGCCUCCCUAGGGCCUCCCGAUGCGGUAGCCUCCCUGAACUGCCGGUUCUACAUUUGAAAUCCGAAGAGACAGGGCUGCUUGAUUGUAUCGUUCAGAUUCGUUCUCACCUCUGGCACAUCUUGGAGUUGCUGAGCUCUCGGGCGUGGUUUACUCAGGCGUUUCCACCCCUGAGGGUAACACACCCUCCAGAAGAACUGCGCUGGCUUAAUUAUACGAAGGAGCAUCACCAAGUUCUCUAUGUGGAUAGGGACCUGAUGACCAAUCAUUCAUCUGAUCUGAGUAUCUAUGCAUUUGUCUUCGAGCACUCUGGGCCUAUCAACAAUCCCACCAACAAAAACCAACCAGCUCCAAACAUAUCCUUGACGGAAAUUUGCAGGGCCUCGAUCCCAUCCCGCUUUGUAUCACCUCAAUAUAUCAUUAGAUCCCACUCCCUUGUCUCUGUACCAGACUCGCGGGUUCGUUAAUCACAUUGCCGAUCUUUACUGCUACUGGUCGACGUAUCAUGAUUAUGGAGCACGGCCAGGAGCGGAUCAAAGAAAGGGGCGAUGUAUCCGAUGAUGGGAGGUACAGGAAGUUGGGGCUGGGGGGCAGAGCUGGGUGGUUAUGGUUAUCCGGUUUGGUUCGUUGCGUGCUGAGCUGAUAAGUAAAUUAAAGGAAUCUUUGGGACUGUGACGGAUUGGGUGACAUGCACAUGCAACUUCACCUCGGUCAUCCUAAUUAGGAGCGGUCCAUCAUUUGCGUUGGCUUCC